AUGUCAGGACGUCCUAUCAGCAAUAUGAACACAAUAAACAAGAGUAAAAAACACCUUUUCCCCUUCUCAAUGGUUGGGCCAACCAUGAAUCAGCAGCAAGUACACGCACCAUACCCACGACCUGCCAACAUUUUGAAUACCAUUCGUACUUUGGAAGACAAUUUGGACUGGGAAAACCAGCCUUCGCAAGCAAGUGUAAAGAUGGCUCCCCGCGAAUUUGGAGGCGGUGUUUCCCCCAUUCAUAAGGAUAUUUUCAACUAUCCGGCUCAGAAUCUGAGUAAGGCUUCGGGUGGCAUUGUUGACUCUCUCUAUUACGAUCACCUGGUGAAUGGUGGUGGGUCUUUCAGUGGGCUCUAUUCACACGAAAAACCAUCGUUAAUGGUUAAUGGUGAAGUUAAUUCUGUCAAAUAUCGAAACAAUAACAAUAAUGUUAAUCCUGUCGGCACAAAUUACAACAAUAAACUAUUCAGCAUCGCGUCUUCGAAACCAAUCAUGCUCGAUUCUGCUUGGGAAUCAUCUGAAGAUCGUUCAGUCUCCCCCUCCAUUUCAAUUACAACCUCACGAUCUUUAACUCCUAACGACUCUGAUUCAGAAUCAAAAGAUAAUUCUCAGGUCUUGACUGCUUCACCUAACAUCAUUGAUUCAAAACAAAAUGCAAUCACGGUUGACCACAUCAACAAUAAACUACGAACCCCAUCUUUGUCAAAUAUCCAAGACCACAACAGUGCCACUUUCAUUUCUUCAAAGUUACCACCACCGAUCAACGAUGAAUUGGACAUGACACGCUUUCAGAAGGCUCGUCGUGACAGUAAUACCACCGCGUCAUCAGAUCCAGUUUCAGAUAACUCGGAUAAGUCGAACAAUAUUGAGAUCGAGAAAGAGCAGAAAAAGGCGACCCUAUAUAAAACAGAGAUGUGUCGAAAUUGGGAAGAAAAGGGUACUUGUCGUUACGGAACCAAAUGUCAAUUUGCACAUGCUGAAACGGAAUUACGAAAAGUUGUACACCAUCCAAAAUAUAAGACGGAAAUCUGCAAAACUUUUUGGCAAAGCGGCACGUGUCCAUACGGUAAACGUUGCUGCUUUAUUCAUAACGAUAAAGACUUGGUAUUGUCGAAACAACGUCGAAAUAGUGUCGAUAGCUCACUAAAGGCCGGUCAAAGUGGAAAAGCAAAGGAAUUAAAUAAAUUCAAAAGUGAUUCCGAGCUUUAUGGUAAAUUCAUGAAUGGAAGCGAUACCACCGGUUCUCCUCUACAGGUUCCAGAUUUAAAAUCGACCAACAGUUCGCUUCGCGAAUUCACUGACUUGUACUUUUCAAGUCAAUCCUAUGCAAUGUCGGCUAAUAACCGCGACUCUGUUGCGCCCUCAACAACAUCACACCUUCAGGACGGUUUAAAAGGAAGCACGGCGUCUAAAGCUGCAAAUCUUAAUGUAUCUCGGGAAAGAUUUAUUGAUGGAAACUUGGAAGACUCCGAUGAUGAGAAUCAACUUCCUACACCUCCACUUCUUCAAAACUUCUUGGACGAAGUUGUUAAUUGUGAUGAACCGACCAUGAAACAACGUGCGAUACCAAUUCGAUUAGAAAAAGGAAAGAAUAACGGUGCUGGAUAUGCAGCAUCGGAUCUUGUUCCAAUCCUCAAUCAACCUCGUGGUAAUAGAUUGGCAAUCUUCCGAAACUUGGGAUAA
Ambispora leptoticha is the source of this 1683-nucleotide messenger RNA. NCBI's taxonomy places the organism in Eukaryota, Fungi, Glomeromycota, Glomeromycetes, Archaeosporales, Ambisporaceae. The record is from the annotation of a GenBank genome assembly.